Messenger RNA from Aspergillus mulundensis, 1602 nucleotides. Its product is annotated as CeGAL family transcription factor. The record is from RefSeq and is a predicted model, not a curated record. NCBI's taxonomy places the organism in Eukaryota, Fungi, Ascomycota, Eurotiomycetes, Eurotiales, Aspergillaceae. Gene Ontology annotation, biological process: DNA-templated transcription. Bases 1 to 1602 code for a protein of 533 amino acids. The transcript is spliced from 5 exons. Gene Ontology annotation, molecular function: DNA binding; zinc ion binding.
AUGCGCCACCAGAGCCUGCGAUUCUUGCAGGGUGCGCAAGACAAGGGUGAGCUUGAACCUGUAGGCUUGGAUGUUGGGAAAGCUGCUGAGUCUGUGUGCAGUGUAGCCUGUCGCGUCCAUAAAAAACGAGGACCACCUGCUCGAAUCAAGCAGAUCAGAGAGCAACAGGAGCACUUCAGAGCGCUGCAUCCAGGUGGAGGUAGUGCCGAUGAUGUUCCUGCUCUGCCUAACCUUGAGGCGCCCCCGACGAUAGCCGGGCUCAGCAAUGGCAACCGUACCGAGAAUCCACCUAACCAUGGGUAUACCGGUCUUAUGAGCGAUACACAAGGAGCCUCAUGGGGCGGACCUGAUAUGGAGUACUGGCUUCCAGACACUUUCAACUCCCAGGCUUGCCCACUGUUCGGUUUCCAGGGGAGCAAUAUCCUCGUCAAAGAGACGCUGCCACCCAUUAUUGAUGACAGUAUCAAUAUCGAAGUCAGCAACCAAAUUCCCUUUCUACCGGGGAGUAUUGACCCCAGCAUUCAAAGCGACAACAUGCUCAGCGUACCUUCUGAGUUCUGGCCAUCCUACAUCCACGAAACAAGCCUUAUCCCUUGGAUAGAUGUCUAUUUCGACCGUCUUCACCCCACCCUCCCAGUACUAAACAGAUCCUUGCUCUUCACACAGAUUGUCCAACAAGAACAUCGCCGCAAUCCCCAAUGUGGCGCCAUGAUUUUGGCUCUCUGCGCCUUCUCAUUGACCCAGCCAAUAGACAUCAGUGAACGGCCGACAUCUUCCUCGCGGUCCGACCAAGCAAAAGUCCUAGUCAACGAGGCAACCAGGAUGCGCACGUCUUCUGACUUCGGCGAGCACCCUUCGAUAGAAGCUGUUCUGACCAGUUUCUUCUUGUUCGGGUACCUAUUUGGGAGUAACCAGCACAAUGCAGCGAGACUCCGGCUCCGAGAGGCGAUCGAUCUAGCCUCGACACUGGGUCUGAAUAAUCCAGUCACGUAUGCAGAGUGCUCAACAGAGGAGAAGGGGCAGUGGUUACGGACGUAUCUAGUUCUAUCUGUGACAGAAAGAGCAUACGCCCUCCAGCGCCAACACCCUAUAAGCUUCACCGGACGCCCAUCAGACAUCAUCCGCGCGGCGGACGAACUCCGAAACGCAACCCAGCGCGUUGUAUCGGGGAUAAUCGUACACACGGAAAAGGACGCCGCGGGAAUGAUGGGUUUGUCGCUGCUAAUGGAGCUAUUCGACGCCAUUGACGAAGAUAUUCUCAUUUGCUGGAAUGCGCGAUGCGAUGUUUCAUCAGGCAACGGGAGGUGCCAGGUCCUCACCGAGGCCAAGGCGCUGAGUAUAUACCGUAACCUGGCUAGAGUCAGCGAUGUGACUCGGUACAGCGGCAGGAAGAGUGAUCAUUUCGAUUUUUCAGAUUCGGAUCGGGACUAUGAGAAGGACAAACAGAACAGUGGGCAAAACGGAUCAAGAGAACUAAGCGAAUCAAGAGCCCUGCGCGACUUCUUGUCCGAAACACAAUGCGCGGAUAUCCUCCUCACGCAAAAAUGGAAUGCCGGCAGCUCGGCUUCGGCUACGCCAUUGAGAAUGCGAAGUGCGCGUUGA